Spirodela intermedia is the source of this 1873-nucleotide messenger RNA. NCBI's taxonomy places the organism in Eukaryota, Viridiplantae, Streptophyta, Magnoliopsida, Alismatales, Araceae. The record is from the annotation of a GenBank genome assembly.
AUGCAUAGAAGAUACUCUGCGAGAGGCGGCGGCUGCGCUAGGGUUUUGGAUAAACUGAGGAUGAAGCCCGAACUUCCGGGAGAGGGCGCCACCAGAGUAAUCCCCGCCGACGCUGCCACCGGUCAGUUGCCGGCGGCCGGAGAGCGCGUGGAGUCAACACCGGAGAUCGAGAAGAAGUUUGUCCACCACGUCUACGACGCCAUCGCGCCGCACUUCAGCGCCACCCGCUUCGCCCGGUGGCCCAAAGUCGCCGCCUUUCUCGGCUCCCUCCCGCGGGGGUCCCUCGUCCUCGACGCCGGCUGCGGCAAUGGCAAGUACCUCGGAGUCAACGCUGACUGCCUCUUCCUCGGCUGCGACAUCAGCGCCCCGCUGGUCAAUAUCUGCGCCUCCCGUGGCCACGAAGUCCUCGUCGCCGACGCUGUUGGCCUUCCCUUCCGUUCUGGUUACGGCGACGCCGCCAUUUCCGUGGCCGUCCUCCACCACCUGAGCACCGAGGGACGGCGGCGGAAGGCAGUGGAGGAGCUGGUCAGAGUGGUGAGGAGGGGUGGCCACGUGCUCAUCACAGUGUGGGCCGUUGAACAGGAGGACCAGUCGCUGCUCGCAAAGUGGACUCCUCUGGGCCCCAAGUACGACGAGGAGUGGGUCAACGCCAGCGCCUCCCCCCAGCCCCGAAGCCCGUCCUCGGCCCUCUCCCUUGAGAGCAUCCCCGAGGCCCACGAGCACCCCACCAGGUCCCGAGCCCGGAGCUCGUCCUCACUAAUCCCCUUAAAGGGCAUCGUUGCUGAGGAACCCGCGGGGCCUCGGGCACAAAGCCCGUCACUAAAGCCCAUCAUUGCUGACACCAGCACUGCCGCAGACGAGAAGCCCGAUGGGUCUCGGGUCCCAAGCCCGUCACUAAUCCCCUCAAAGGGUAUAAUUGGUGAUGCCGAGAAGCCCGAUGCGCCUCGGGCCGAAGGCACUGAGAUGGGUCUGCCAGAUGAUGACGUAGAGCAACAAGAGUACUUUGUUCCUUGGCACUUGCCCUAUCACCGGGCAGAAGUGGGCGGGGCCUCGGCUGCAAUUGCCAGUGGGUUCGCAAAGAAAGACGACCAGAAGGGCGCCGUUGUGUACAACCGCUACUACCAUGUCUUCAAGGAAGGCGAGCUUCAGAGGUAUAAUCACCCAAUUACUUAGUCAAUUAGUUGAUUCAUUAUCUAGUAAUGAUUUUAGUUUCAUAUAGUUAAUUUAGCAAUAUGUUAGCAAGUUAGUGUGCUUUCGUUAUGCAAAUUUCAUUUUUUUUUAGAGAGAGAGAGAAAGAGAGAAAGAGAGAAGAUUCCUUAGAGAACUCAUGGAACUUACUACUUAGGGCAUCUUAUGUGAUCAAAAUCUUACUAUUUAUGGCAUCUUAUGUGGUUAAAAGCUUACUAUUUAGGGCAUCUUGUGUGGUGGUCAAAAUCUUACUAUUUAGGGCAUCUUAUGUGGUUAAAAGCUUACUAUUUAGGGCAUCUUGUGUGGUCGUCAAAAUCUUACUAUUUAGGGCAUCUUAUGUGGUUAAAAGCUUACUAUUUAGGGCAUCUUAUGUGGUUAAAAGCUUACUAUUUAUGGCAUCUUGUGUGGUGGUCAAAAUCUUACUAUUUAGGGCAUCUUAUGUGGUGGUCAAAAACUUACUAUUUACAGCGUAUUAUGUGGUCAAAGGCUUACUACUUAGGGCAUUUGAACAUCAGGAAAAAACUUACUAUUUAUGGGAAAUUAAUGUGUGGUCAAUGACCCGAUUUCUUUGUGGCGUCGUCCCCACCUCCCUGUUGACAGGCUGGUGGCGGGGAUAGAAGAUGCGGUGGUCGCCGACCAGUUCUACGACAAAUCCAACUGGUGCAUCGUCCUCCAGAAGACUUGA